Xenopus tropicalis (tropical clawed frog) is the source of this 4603-nucleotide messenger RNA. It is a transcript of the gene akap1, whose product is annotated as A-kinase anchoring protein 1. The coding region runs from base 559 to 3642 and encodes 1027 amino acids. Gene Ontology annotation, molecular function: nucleic acid binding; RNA binding. Gene Ontology annotation, cellular component: mitochondrion. The transcript is spliced from 11 exons. Lineage: Eukaryota; Metazoa; Chordata; Amphibia; Anura; Pipidae. The record is from RefSeq and is a predicted model, not a curated record.
CAGUAAAACUGCGAAAUCGACUAUUAAAGUUACCCAUAACUCUAACGGCAGCUAAAUAAUUUGCACAAAUUAGGAACUGACCAAACGGGUUUCAUCCCCAGUGAAUCUCUAUUGCUUUAAUUAUGUGACUAGACGAGUAAGCGUAGUGAAAGGAUAUAAUGGUUACACUGCCCUUUGGCUCCUCAGCCGGAGCUAGGCUACAAUGCCCCUCGCCGAAGAGAGGGAUUGUGGGUGUUGUAGUUCGGAGACAGCUGGAGUAGCCGCAGUUUGAAUGACUGCCUCCACAGGGAAUGAUAUUGGGAAAGGAAGGGACGUCACGGUCAAAGACGCAACACGACCUGAGUUAAAGCAUGGGCAGGGCUACUUGCUACUAACUUGUGUUGUGAAUCUGUUUUUUCUAUUGCGAGCUCAGUGACGUAAUUGUACCUGAUUGGACGAGGCGUGGAAACAAGGCACCUUUCUCCCCCUCCACUUGUCCUCCCCCCGCCCCCCAGACGGUGCUCGGAGCCGUGAGCCACAAGCAGUAGGCGUAGGUUCCCUUGCAGACCACUUCUAAAGAUGGCUUUGCGUAUGCGCUUGAUCUUUCCCUAUGCAGUAUCUGGCGUGCUAGCUCUUAUUGGUUGCUGGUGGUUGUUUUCUCGGAAAAAAGAUCAGCGCAGUAAAAAACAUAAGAGUAUAACUGCCCCAUCAGAUAAAGUGCAGGUAGAUGAUGAACAAAAAGAAUUUGUUCUCACACAAGACAUAGUAAGUUGUUUAAGGGAGCAACCUGUGCACCUGAAUAGAACAGACACACCAAAUGCCAGCUCUUUAGCAUCUGAAGAAUUAGGGAAUUUCUUGAUUGAGUGCAGCUCACUGGAGACCAUUGAAAGUGAGCCCAUGACUGAAAAUAUAGUUGAAUGUUCCUUGAAUGAGAUUGUGGAUCCUUCUGAAUGCUAUACCACUGGGAAUACCAAAGCAACUAAAGGCACAGCUGGUUCAGUAGAAGAUCUGUGUAUAUGCUCUUCAGAUUCCACGCAAACUCUGUUAAGCUUACCUAUUGGAACAAAUGUUGCAGUGCCCCAUGAUGAUACUUCGUGGAGCUCUGAGGAAACAAGCAAUAUUUUAUCACCUGGUGAAUUUGUUUGUGAAUCAAAGCUGGAUACUGGUUCUCUAAAAAUCGCUGCCGUGAAUGAAGAGAUUGUUAGUUUGCAUGAACAGACAACGCCCACACACUUAGAUGCUCUGUCAUGUAUAACAGAAAAAAUAGAUAAGCCAACAGAGGAUAAACCAUUACAUGUUGCACCUGUAACAAAUGAAAGUGAAGAGCAGGUAAUUCUGCUGCCUGGGCAGGAAUGCAGUGGUUUAGUUGAGCUUAUUACUACAGAAGUGUGUUCUCAUCCUCUGGAUUUUCCAGAAAUCACUUUAACUGAUGAUUCGAAUGUGCAGUCUACUGAUAAUGAAAGUGUAGAGGCCGAUAUUGAGGAGGUUGAAGCAGUGGUCCAAAUGUCUGUCUCAGUACCAUUUUCUCUGUCAACUAAUGAAGGACAAAUAAUACUAGGGUCAGUUUCAGGAACACAAGAGUUUCAGCAACAAAAUGACUCUCUGCCAGAUACAAAUAGUAUUGAACUAGUGAAGGUUAUUGGAGGUGGAACUUUAGAGCAAAAAAGAAUGGAAGCACUAGAGCAAGAUAAGGAAAACAAAAGGAAUACACAUGGUGGGGAUUCUGAACCUGUGGUGCUGAAAGAAACUGAGCCCCAAGUGCUGGAUCUGCUGCCUACCACCUGUAUUGAGACUGUUAGUGCUAGUACCUUGAGGGAAGAUAAGUGUGCUGCUGUGAUAAGUGCAUAUUCCCAUUGCUUAGAAAAAGCUGAAAAGUUUGUGGCAUCAGGUGAUGUUGUGGCUGACAGUUUAAAAGGGAAUGCAAAACAGAUUUUUGGAGACUAUGAUACAAAAAUGGUUGAGCAGUUAGCAAUAAAUAUCAUUUCCAAGGUUAUUGUUGCUGCAAAACAGGAAAUCCUAUCAGGCAAAGUGAGUGAUAUAUUGGAAAACAGUUGCCAAGAACAGGAUACAGGGAUUGGAGAAUCCCUUCUGCUAGAGACCCAAAGCUCAGAAGAAAGUCAGCAGGUUAUACAGGAGCAAAAUGGUUUGGCUUGUGGCUUACAAAGUGACAGUUUUACUGUAAAUGAUUUAGCAUGUGAGUCUCUACAAACAGAACAGAAGGACGCAGAAAACAUAAACUCAUGCAGUGUAGAUAUUCAAGAUAUUUGCCCAGAGCAACAGUCUGAAGAAGUGGAAUAUAUUGAAAAAGACUUGGCUCACAGGACAAAAAAAGAGCCUGACUUUAGUCCAGUUCAUAAAGUAGUAGAUUCCUUUGAUGAAGUUCAUGAAAUCAUUGAUGACUCAAAUAUAAGUUCCUGCACAUCAGAAGAUGGAAUUUGCAUUGAGGAGCCAUUGCAGAGCACUGUGUUGUCAGGUGUUGGUGUUGGCUCAUAUGAUUCGCUGAGCACAUCAGGUAUCGAAACCACGCAAGAGCAAUUAAGUAUGUCCAGUGACCAAGUUAAAAAAUCAAGUCCAGUGGAAACCAAGAAUUUACCUUACAGCAAUGGGGAUUUGAAGAGAAUGUCCCCAGAUUUAAAAAGUGAUGGUCAGUGGAUACCCGAUAUUGAAGUGGAUCACUCAGGAGGGUCAGAUGUAAAUAGCAUGGACUCGGUGGACAGUGGCUGUGCUCUUAAGACUGAACAACUUCAGAAUGUCAAGCGAGCGGAUGCAAAAAAAGCAGAACUUGUCAUCUGGGAGAUUGAAGUGCCAAAGCAUUUGGUUGGUAGAUUAAUUGGGAAACAAGGCAGAUUUGUGAGCUUUCUGAAAGAAUCCUCUGGUGCCAAAAUUUACAUUUCAACCCUGCCUUACACUCAAGACUUCCAAAUUUGCCACAUAGAAGGUUCCCGGCAGCAAAUUGACAGGGCACUUGUUCUUAUUGGCAAGAAAUUUAAAGAACUGAAUCUCACCAACAUCUAUGCUCCUCCACCAUGCUUAGCCUUGCACUCUUUUCCUAUGACUUCCUGGCUUAUGCUCCCAGAUGGUGUCACUGUGGAAGUCAUUGUGGUCAAUGUAGUCAAUGCCGGACAUAUGUUUGUACAGCAGCACACGCACCCUACGUUUCAUGCGCUUCGGAGCUUGGACCAGCAGAUGUAUCUAUGCUAUUCACAACCUGGAAUUCCCACUUUGCCUACACCAGUGGAAGCUGGAGUUAUCUGCGCAGCACCUGCUGAAGAUAAUGCAUGGUGGAGAGCGCAGGUUGUAGCCUACUUUAAGGACGAAGAAGAAGUAGAAAUAAGAUAUGUUGACUAUGGUGGAUAUGAAAGAGUAAAAGUUGACACACUGAGGCAGAUCAGGUCAGAUUUUGUUACACUACCUUUCCAAGGAGCAGAAGUUUUACUGGAUAAUGUGAUUCCACUUGCAGAAGAGGAUCACUUUUCCACAGAAGCAGAUGAGGCUGCAACUGAAAUGACAAGGGGCACUGCACUGCUUGCACAGGUUACAAAUUAUGAUGGUCCAACAGGACUUCCUUUGAUUCAGUUGUGGAGUAUGAUGGCUGAUGAGGUGGUGUCAGUCAAUAGAACUCUUGUGGAAAGAGGCUUUGCGCAAUGGAUGGACAGCUUUUAAACUAGCACCGCCUGAUUUCUUUUUACAGCCAUUUUCUAAAGCAGCAACACCCCCUCCUUGUACUGUAUUAGGCUUGGCACUCAGUAAUUAAUUUUUUUUUUUUUUUUUCUUCAGUGCUCUCCAGUUUUGCAUUGACUUCAUAUACUUUCUUUCACACGGUCUGUGAAUACUUACAAAAACAGACCACUGAAGGAUUGACAACACAAGCCAUAAUACUUACAGCUUUAAUACCUUCUAGGCUGGUCUUGCAUUAUAAGUUGAUGUGUGCAAUAAAAUUGGCAUCACAGAACUGUACAUUCCUUAUACUGUAAAUGUAGUGGAAUGGACAAUGCUGCAGGAUAUGAAAUCAGGGAUCAAAUGGAAAUGUCAUCAGCUUUCUUUCUGGUGAAUUGUGCAAUUAUACUGCGUUAUUAAUGGUUUAUCUACUGGAGGAGCAAAAGAAUUAUUCCUUCAUAUCUAAAAUUAAGGUUUUAUUUUUGUGUGUGCACAUUUUCUGCAACAUUCUGUCUGCCAAGUCUGGUGUGUAAUUUAUAAUUUUGUAGCUGUGCAAAUCUUUGUAAAUAUAUAUAAUAACAGAUCACUUUAAUAUUUUGUAUUGAAACACUGGAGAAGAAAAAAUGAAUAACAUUUCAUACCAUUUUGGUCAGCUGGUAACAAUUUGUAGCACAGAAUCCUGAUGCAACUAAUUCAGGCUGGUUCUGCGUACAGAUUUCAGCGGUGUGUUCAGAUGUACGGUCUAGUGUUAACUGUGAUCUAUUUGCUACUUUGCUGUACAGAUGUAAAAAGUAACAAAAAAAUGGAAAUAAUAUUGCAUUGGUGUGCUUUUUAUUUCAUAACAGAUUUUUAACAUGUUAAAGUAAUAUAAAUCCACUGGAAACGUAUUGUAAAAUGCUAUUGUUCCCUGGUCCUGUGGAGAACAGGGGGUAUAAAUAAAUAAAGCACUGAGCGGGAAGCAUACAAA